Messenger RNA from Carcharodon carcharias (great white shark), 1591 nucleotides. RefSeq lists its product as uncharacterized. The record is from RefSeq and is a predicted model, not a curated record. Lineage: Eukaryota; Metazoa; Chordata; Chondrichthyes; Lamniformes; Lamnidae. Bases 129 to 926 code for a protein of 265 amino acids. The transcript has 7 exons. Gene Ontology annotation, cellular component: intracellular membrane-bounded organelle.
UUGGUGGGGCCAGUGCGCAGGCGCUGCGGCGCGUGUGUGGCCCAACGGUCGCCGGGUCUGUGGAAAAUGCGGAAGCUGAAGGGGGAGAUACGGCCGCCGAAGCAGGUGAGCGGGGCGGAGCGGGACUGAUGGAGAGCCAGAGGCCGCAAUUGGCCGACAGUAGCGCCAAGAAACCGGGCGGGGACGCUCACAAUAGCGGAAAACAGGGCCAGAGAGCUCCGAAAUCGGCAGGCAGAAAGGCACGGACCACAAAAACACUCAGAUCCCUACAGUUUGCUAAUCCAGGUCGUCAAAUAACAGAGUUCACACCAGAAACCAGUCGGAGAGAGAAACGGAAACUACAGACGAAGCCAUCAAGUCAAUCUAAUGCAGACAGGCAAACGAUGCCCAUAAAAAGCAAAGUUUACGACAGUCAAGGUCUCCUCAUCUAUAGCAGACUGGAUCGGUGUGACUGUUUGGAUGAGGAUUGUUUGGGGUGCUUCUACCCGUGCCCUAGCUGUGGCUCCCAAAAAUGUGGAGUAGAAUGUCGCUGUGACCGCAAGUGGUUGUACGAGCAAAUUGAAAUUGAAGGUGGUGAGGACAAGAUUGUGCACAGUCGCUGGGAGAGGUCCCAAAUGGGGGCUGAAGUGCCGGACAUCAGGGUCCUCACUCAGUUCAGGAGUUGCGCGUUGGAGCUGGCUGGAGAGGACGUCAACCGUUCUUGUGGCAACGGUGAGGGUGGUUGCAAACACCCAGGCACAUCUGCCAUGUCACCCUCAGGCGACCUUGACUCCAACUGCAGCGCCGAGAAUACCUCGGAUGAGAUCCCUGAGGGCGGCACCAUUGAAUACCUGUCAUGGUGCUCACCCACACCCUCCACCAACGCAGUGACACACACCUUGGUGCCAACUUCAACAGUGCAAGAAAGUGAAUGGAAUCUCCAUUGAAGUUUUGGAUAGGUCCAGAUGGUCCAAUGAAGCGGGCAGGGUUUUGGUCAAACCCUUGAUCAAGGAUCGCUGAGCCACUGUGGGGUAGAGUGAGGAGGCAGGCCCCAAAUCUGCCUCAGCUGGAAUGGGGAUCGGUGCCCGUGCUGCUAGUGUUAUCCUGAACACACUAAGGUGCCUAACCACCUGAGCUAACCAGCCCCACUGAGUUUGUUUAGUUUGUUCAAGACAUCCCUUUCUUUUACUUUAAAUGCACUUAUUGCUCAUCUCAUCACUCAAUGUUAUGUCAAUCUGUUCUAUCUCCCUGGUAAACACCAAGGUGAAGUAACUAUUUAAUACCUUUGGCAUCUCUCUAUUGUUGCCUGUGAUAUCAUCCAGUUUAUUCCUUAAUGGUCCUAGGAACAUCACAGCCUUCUCUUUUUUAUUGAUGUGCCUGUAAAAUAUUUUAUUAUUUUGGUUUAUGCUCCUUGCUAAUUUAAUUUAAUAGUCCAUCUUUGCCUUCUUAAUUGCUUUCUUUUCACUUUUCUCCUAAUCUCUCGCUUAUCAUGCACUCCUCUGCUUUCUAUAUAAUCAAUAGAUGGAAUUGUUCCAGAUUUGCACUAAGUGCGGUAGAAGUUGGGAAAAAGAACGUUUUACCCGGCAGCCGCAAUGGUGGCUUUUCAUGCUGU